CGCUGACCCCGGAAGCGGCGCGGAGGAGGAUGCUGACGCUGGCCUGAAGAUGGCGGCCCGCGGCGCCGUGCCCGCGCCGGGCUGGGCCGCGCUGGGGCUGGGGUUGGGGCUGGCGCUGCUGUGCGCGGGCCCGGCGGCUGCCCGCGUCCAUCACCUCACCCUCAGGGAUGAUGUGAGGCAGAAAGUGCACCUGAACACCUUUGGCUUCUUCAAGGAUGGUUUCAUGAAAGUCAAUGUCAGCAACCUUUCGUUGAAGCCACCCAUGAGUGCUGAUUUGGGCUCUGAAGUGGGGUUCAGUUUGGAUCGAACAAGGAACGAUGGGUUCUCCACUUACCUGGAUGAAGAAUUGGAUUACUGUAUUCUGAGAAAGAAACCAGAGCAAGACGUGUCUAUUGUAAUCUUACUUCUGGACUUCACAAAUGAAGUUGUGAAAGUACGGUUCUCCGCAGAAGCUUCUUCUCUGUUACCUAAAAUUUCAUUCAUGUCUGAGGAAAAUGCUACUGCCACGAUCACCAAGCCAACAAAAACGUCAGAACAAAAUGCUGAUUCUGGUAAAAGUCUGGAGGAGACUGAACAAAAUACAGGCAGCAAAGAUAAGAAGUCCAAACGAAGUACAACAACCUCUCAGAGCAUAAUAGAACAAAAGCAUCAUGUUCGCAACGACGGAGGAACUCUCUCAUUUCAGUUUUUUUUUAACAUCAGCUCUGAUAACCAAGAAGGUCUCUACAGCCUGUAUUUCCAUAAAUGCGCUGGUGAAAAGGGGACGCCUAAUAAUAAUCAGCAGCUAUUUAGUCUUGAUAUAGAAAUUACGGAAAAGAAUCCUGAAAGCUACCUCUCAGCGGGUGAGAUUCCACUGCCAAAACUGUACAUUUCCAUGGCACUCUUCUUUUUCCUGUCCGGGACUGUGUGGAUCCACAUACUUCGUAAACGCAGAAAUGAUGUCUUUAAGAUUCACUGGCUAAUGGCAGCCCUCCCUUUCACAAAAUCUCUGUCCUUGGUCUUCCAUGCAAUCGACUACCACUACAUUUCUUCUCAGGGAUUUCCUAUUGAAGGCUGGGCUGUUGUCUAUUACAUCACUCACCUACUGAAAGGUGCUCUUCUGUUCAUCACUAUUGCCCUCAUUGGAACUGGCUGGGCUUUCAUUAAACACAUCCUUUCAGAUAAAGACAAAAAAAUAUUCAUGAUUGUCAUCCCGCUUCAGGUGCUGGCAAACGUGGCAUACAUUAUCAUAGAGUCGACAGAAGAGGGAACAACUGAGUAUGGGCUGUGGAAAGAAAUCCUCUUCCUGGUAGACCUGCUGUGUUGCGGUGCCAUCCUAUUUCCAGUGGUGUGGUCAAUAAGACAUUUACAGGAGGCUUCAGCAACAGAUGGGAAAGCUGCCAUUAACCUAGCAAAGCUGAAGCUCUUCAGACAUUACUAUGUUAUGAUUGUGUGUUACAUUUACUUCACACGGAUCAUUGCAAUUCUCAUAAAGAUUGCUGUUCCAUUCCAGUGGAAGUGGCUGUACCAGCUGCUGGAUGAAAUGGCCACACUUGUGUUCUUUGUCCUCACUGGGUACAAGUUCCGUCCAGCAUCAGACAACCCAUAUCUACAGCUUUCUCAAGACGAUGAGGAUGAUUUGGAGAUGGAAGCUGUGGUGACGACUUCUGGAGUAAUGGAGGGCAUGAAGAAGGUCAAGAAAGUGGUGAAUGGUUCAGCAGAGCCGCGGGGCGAGUGGGAAAACAUGGCAUGAUGAACUGGACUAAGGCAGCACUUUUGCAGAAACUUUUUUUAAUUUAUUAAUAUUAUUCAGUGGAAAGGGAGCAACUAGCACUUCCCAACACUGAAACUGCAGAGUGGGGUGUGCCUAGGGGGAGCAAAGCAGUGCAGAAAUCUAACUAUUCCUCUGAUCGUAAGGAAAUGGGAUCUCUUGGUACCUGCAAGGAGUGUGAAGCUUUCCUAGGGAUUUGGGGUAGCUUAUUCUUUUUUCCCCUUUCUGGAUCAGUUAGGUAUUCUGAAUUGUUUGCAGUUGCGUUCUUCAGAAUGUGUAAUUUUAACACAAAGAGAGAUCUUUAGUGUGUAUGUAAAGUAUAUAUUUUAUAUAAUGUGCAUAUAUAUAUACACACGCUACGUAACGUAUGCUGGGAAAUGCAAAGUAUCACAGAAGGUGGGGAAAAGAAGAAAAGAGGUGUAAGUAUUAUUAUUUUUUUUAAACUCUUCUUUUGGCUUGGACAAAAUAUAGCAAAACAAAUGAGUAGAAAAAACUGCAGUUAUUAUACCGACUAAAUGGGGGAUUGGAUCAGAUGAAUUCCACCAGUGCUUACAUCGGUGGGAACACUGAGAAGUGUUUUCUCUUAUUCCUGCAGGUUUCCACUUGAACACUUCAGGUUCUCAAACGUAUUGGUGUAUAGAAAGCAAGCAACUGGUUUCAUUAAAAACACCAGCCUGUAGCCCAACAAGCAUUAAUGUAAAUUCUCCACUGUUAAUUGGGUUGCUCUUGAUUCGUGCCCACCUGACAAGGACACGAGAGGUGUGGGACUUGGGCUUACUUUUUAGGGGUCUGCCAUGCAGUCUUAAACGUUGAAUUUUAUGCUGUGACCAAAAGUACUUGGAUCUGCGUUCUAAAAUAUUUUCAAGGUAUUUCAAAAGCCACUCCUUCCUGGCACCGUGUAAGCAGUGCCAGGAUCUCCAGCAGAAAUCUGUCCAGCAAACGUACUGUAGCAUGAAUCUCUGGCUCACUGUUAUCCUGAGUUGCUUCGCCUCUCUGGAUGGCGACUUGUACCUCUCUGGCUAUGUAGUGAUAGAGCUAUUGAAGGUGAGCUGAACCGGUCAAAACGGUAUUGCUGUGAAAACCAGGCAAGUGCAACUCCCAGUCAUAAAUGUGGUUUUCCUCAGGAAAGGAGAGGGUUAUGGCCAGAACGUUCAAAGCCUGGGAGUACAGAAGUCUUCUCUAUCAGCUGCAAAUCUGCAGUGGAAUCUGAACUUAGAGACACGAUACAAAUGCAGUGUGUUAUCUCUAGUGCUCUGGGUAUCGCUAGAAAGGCGAGUCGGUGCCUGUAGCUGUAGCAGUAGGGCAUAGGAAUGAGUUGUUAAUUUGUGGGAGGACAGAAGUGGUUCACGGAUGUAACGGGAAUAAGCUUUAAGAAAAAUAAAUCAAGUAUAACUCAUUGACCUAAUGAAGCCUUAAUCUUCACGUGGAGGUAUUAGACAUACAGGGACAGGCAUCAUCACAGAGCUUCAGAUGUGCCAAGAUGUCUAAGAAACAUUUUUAGAUUUUUUUUUUUUUUUGACUGAGGGGACUGCAUCUCUGGGGCACAGCUGAUUAAAGGACUACAGCAAGCUUUUUUCAUUCCUUAAGUUUAGAAGCGGGUGAGGUUUUUUUUGUAUGGCAGGGUUGUUUUUUGUUUGAAACGUUGAACCACUUUCUCAGUCUUGAACACGGUUUGCAGAGCUCUUAACAAGCGAGCACUCUGUACCAAGACUUGCUGUUUGAAGAGCAGCGUUGUUUUCUCCAGUUGCAGCUUCUUUUCCCUGGUAUUGAUUCUAUUCAUCAUCAAAUUCUUAGAAAUGAAUCUACCUGCUUUGAUACCCGGAGCUGGUUUUUCUUCAGAUAAAGCAAAAGAAUAACCCUCCUAUCUUGGUGCAGAGUCCUCUUCUAUAUUUUUCUCCUCGGCUGUAACUGCACAGUAAUUGCAGCAGUGCUGGUUUGGCUUUUGCUGUCGCUGUCUUAGGAAGAUAAAGUUUUAGUGAAAACAGAGGCUACACCGCUAGAAAGGCUCAUACAUCAUGUAACACCCUUUUAGACCUGCAGUAGAAGAAAUUCUUUUGCAUAUUAAGUAGCUGAGGUGUGAGAAAUUAAAUCUAUAAACAAACGUAGGCAGCCCCAGCACAUCAUACAGCUAAAUACAACAGCUGAAAAAGCAAUCCUCUCCUCUGCAGUUAUUCUGUCCCUGGGGAAGUGUCACUAUUUGCUCCCAAAGGGCUACUCAAACAGGCUGUAAAUUUUGCCCGGAGUAGCCCAGGAGACCUGAAGUCUGUCAGCACUGAGGUAUGGGAGGAUUUGCUGUCAGGAACAGAAGUGCAAUAACACAUUGUUAAUCCAGACACGAUGCUGUCUUAGAACCUCCUAAUGCCUUUUGUGAAUGGAAUGGGGAAUUCUGAUGGGUGUGAUUUGCUCCAAAACACCGGCGGCUGUGUUGGGGUCCCAGCGUGGGCCGAGCUGGUUCCAAACAGCUGCCGGUUCCGUACCUCAGCAUCAGUGAAGCCGCUGAUAGGACAAAUGCUUUUACCUUAGUCUCAGGUUUCUUUAUGUGCACUUUUCUGCUAACGUUGCAUAAAGUGUAGUGGUGUCUGCCAAGACCCUGCCUUCCUAGUCAGAGGCCAAGAAAUGGGUGACUGUCUUGGCAUGAAAAGCUACGGUAGGGCUCUGCAAGUGCUCUCAGAAGAGCUGUUUCUGAGCUCCAGCAACCCGCUGCACAACCAACUUCAGCUGGUACUUGAUGCAGGGCGCUAGCCAGCAGUGCAACAGUGACUUGCCAGACCUAUGCAUUAAUAAAGAAAUGUGGAUAUACAAGUUAAAAAGGUAUAUUUUCCUACUGCAGCCAUGUCCAAAGUGAAUUUCCACUUUAUAGCGUAGAAAUCCUCAGAGCAGGCUGAAAAAUUUGCCCUGUGCGGUUGCACGUUGGAUCGGACAGCAUCUGGGAUGUCGAAGGAUGGAGAGGGUGGCUGCAGCCGAGCUUCGUGCACAGCUCGGUGUGUGCUGUGCCACGCAGCAUCGACGGGAGGACCGCUCCCUUCCUCCCGAGGCAAACCUACAUCUGCACGAGCGGCAAGUGCACGACUGCUGCUGGUGGAGAGCAGCAGCUCACCGAGCGGGAUAAUCGCGGUGGCUGCCUUUCCCAUGCUGACUGCUGUCGCUCUGCUAGGAAGACAGACUUUCUUUCACAGGGAGGGAGAGUAGAAGAGCUGCUUGUGGCUGUGCAGAUCAUUCUGGGAUGCGGCCUUACUUUCUUGUCUGCCUCCUACAGAAGCGAGCAGCCAAAACAAUCCCUGAGUAGACGGCAGCAUGGCUGAGAGGAGCCCAGGGAAGGGAGGUCUGGCGCAGCGCUGAGUAACUGGCCGUGAGUGCGUUCACAUAUGUUGCUGCUGUGGAGUGCUCGGCACCCUCUGCAGAGAAAAAAGAUUGGCUCCUUCUCCAAUUGUAAUGCAGCUUAUGCCCCAAUAAAUCCCUAUUGAUGAUGGCAUACAAACGCCACUGACGGACUCCUUACUGCUGUGACUGUUCAGCAAGCUGUCUUCCAUAGGAAACCUUGCAGUGCAGCUGCCAGGCUCUUGCAUUCUUCAGACCUGAAAAUAUUUUCCUUGAUGGUUCAUCAAGAGACACAUUAAAAGAUAGGAAGACAUAAUGGGGUCAUCUGGAACGUCGCUGCUGCUUCCUCAAAACGUAGCAGUCGUAGCUGAAGGAGCCACAUGCUGUCCUAUUAAGAUGCUCUUUAAUGUUGUCAUCUAACUCAGCAUGUCGUGAUCCGCGCAGUGCAUUGUUCGCUGUUUCUCUCCAUCUGACUGCCCCUGUCCCUGGAUUUCCAUGCUGGCAUACCCCGGGAGCAUGUUGUAAAAAUUUGCUGCAUUGCAGUAUUUUGUCCUCGAGCUAGGAAGGUAGGAGGUGUAUUUUUUUUCUAAACUAGGUGGACUCUGUAGCCUGAGCCCGCAUCCACCAAAUGUCAAGCGCUGUAACGUUCCUGCUGGCCGCGAAAGGGCACGUCCUAACCACUCCAGUGUGCACACCUGGUGGAAGUCCAAUGGAAGGCUUUUAAUGUGUUAACUCUUCUUUUUCCUCACGGUACUCUUCUCGUAAAGAGGAGAAAUGCAGGCUGAACCGUGGCGAUCAAAUGGACAAAGCAUGUGUCUAUUUGAAGAUUGCCUGGCUGCAUUAGAAGCAAAUACUGGGUAUUUGUAGGUUCUGUUGAGCUCUAUGAGAACUGAAGUUGCUUAGCUCUUACAAAAUCAGGUAAAAGCGCAGGUAUUGAAGGAAACGCUCCUUCAGUCUGCCUCGUUUGUCUCCUUCAGUUUGACCUGUAACAAUAGCUAACAGACUGCUGUUACCGAACGUUGUAUUGAUUCUGCAUUGUGACCUCCAUUUCAAUCAUAAGCUGUUUCCCCAUCCUUCACUUCUGUAAAAAGCACGGAGACGCGGUCUGCAGUAGGGGGACGGCACAGUGAUUUGUGAAACGUAACUGGACGUCUGCUGCCGAAAAGCUGUGACCCUGUGACUUCAGCAACCCGAAUGUCUCACGAAAGCCGAGGCGAUGGACCCCAGAGGUGCUUGACCGAUGUUCCCGUGUUCCCUGGGGUUGAUUGCUAAAUCAGUUUAAUCUGGCUUUUCUUGUAGCUGCUGGUUAUGAUGCUGUUAGGCUUAUUAAUCACUUAGUAAUAUAGAGAGCUGUGCCCCCCCCCCCCCCCCGUGUAGUUCGCUUGGAAAUAGCAAUGAUCCUGUAAGAACUCCGCAUGAUGUGUACUCACAAGUGGCUGGAGCAGGGUUUAAGAAAAGUACUGAGAUGCUACACUUGGUGGAAGUGAUGGUACAAGAAGAAGGUGGCCGAGGAAAAGAGUCACUCCUUGUAGGUUGACUGGUUGAAGAACCCAUUUAUGUGUUGACUGCAGCAAUCCUGUAGAAAGGACAAUUCUUAAUAAAUAUUUUCCUGUGGGAUUUCACUUGGUGUUCUGCUGUCUGUGUAAUAAAGUAGAGCCUGACCUCCACGUUGUCCGAAGCACUCCCUCUUGUAGCUAGGACACUGGCGUGCUGGGCUGGUACCUGCUCCAUCAAAACAGAGGAUGGGUCUAAAUGGCCUCCCUUUCCCUUCAGUACCUAUUAAUAAUUAAUUCCAGAUCUUGUAUCAUUAAGCAGCUUUAGGGCACCUUGUACAACGUAGCUCUGAAUUCAUUUAGGAAAUGAUCUCCAAAAGAGCUCAGACUCCUGUACAGCAAGGUCCUCUUUCAGGGUUUUUGGUGACCAGUAACUAUCCUGUUCUUCAGUUCAUCUUUGGAUGUGUAAGUAACUUUUUUCAGUAUUUUUUUUUAAGCUUUAUUAAAAGAACAGCAAACAGUAUUUGAAGAGAAGCAAGACAGAUAUAAAUCAGGAUGGUCUGUGCAACGUGGCUUCCCUGCUGUGAUUCGAAUGUAUAAAAUAAAGAUUGAAUGACUAGAAA
Oxyura jamaicensis (ruddy duck) is the source of this 7184-nucleotide messenger RNA. RefSeq names its product G protein-coupled receptor 107 (gene GPR107). The record is from RefSeq and is a predicted model, not a curated record. The transcript has 18 exons. Bases 50 to 1732 code for a protein of 560 amino acids. Gene Ontology annotation, molecular function: clathrin heavy chain binding. Lineage: Eukaryota; Metazoa; Chordata; Aves; Anseriformes; Anatidae. Gene Ontology annotation, biological process: clathrin-dependent endocytosis. Gene Ontology annotation, cellular component: Golgi apparatus; membrane; clathrin-coated vesicle.